CAUGUUCGAAGAAGAGUCUGUUUUCGUCCGGGGCAUUUUCGACCUGCUGUAUUUUCGUCCGGGACAUCUAUCCAUUUGCAACAACGCAAUUGACUGGGUCGCAAACUAUUCAUUUUCUUAAUUUGAGCGUAUCCUCUUUGUCACUAUUGCUUAAUCAAAAUACGGAUAAUGAACCGGCCUGGUCAACGUCAGUGUGGCCCGCCACAUCCAUCUUUCGGCGUUCCACCAUAUCGCGGCCCUCCUUACAAUGUCGAUGCUUCGUGUGAGCCUUCUGCACGAAAUUUACCUCCUGGACGCUCCGGACCAUUUUCGUCUUCAGCGCCCCUGGGAAACCAAUUUCUACAAAGACCUCCAGGACCUAAUUAUAUGAAUCCCCACUGUAGCUCGUUCUCCAUAGACCGUAGUACUCUUGGAGGCAGCCAGCAGCUUGCCUCUCGGCCACCACCAUCUCAUCUUCCAGGCUCCCAAUGGAAUCCAACACCUGCCAAUCACACACCAAACAACAGUGACAGUGCUGGAGAAGAGUUCCUGAGAUGUAUAGCUGCAAAUAAACCGUUCCCAGACUAUCUCAAAGGCAACAUGGCAUACAACCUGGCUGAUGCAUUAAAGUCAACCGCAAUCCUGAAAGAGGCUGUCGAGUCAGACCUUGUUUUCCAGAAGCGUUUGAUCAGGAGCAAAAGUCGGAGCAGGAGUCCGAACCACAGCCGUGGAAGAUCUCGAGCUAAAAGCCGCGGGCGAAGCCGUGGCCGUAGCUGUGCACGAAGCAGAAGUAGAAGUAGAAGUAGAGGAAGGAGUAAAAGUCACAUUCGUGGAAAAAGUCGGGCAAGAAGCAAAAGCAGAGCUCGCAGUCGAAGCCAAACCAGGGAAAGUAGAGCACGGAGCAAAAGCAGGCCGAGGCUGUCCUCGUCACGAAGUAGCAGCCUGGACAAGAGCCAUGAUAAAAGCAAAAAGCAGCCAAGGACCCACAGCUACAUCAGUGACAACACUGGUCCCAGUUCUAGUACUGGGCUCAGCGGCAGUAGUUUGUUGGAGGGACUUAAAAUGGUCAUCAACAACAAAGAAAUGGCAAAACAGCUGCCCUCUCUCAAAGAGGCAAUCCUAACUAUUCAGGCCUCAGAUAAAAGCAAAAAAACGUGGCGUGGCUCUCACGAGCAACAACAUGGAACACCAGCGGCUUCAACAUCACUGGAAAAUGAGAGCAUGCUCCUGCCUCAUGACAGAGUUGGCAGUGACUUCUCUUGGCUUCAGCCCCAAAGUCACACGGCUUCCAAAGCUGAGCCAUUUGAAGAUGAAGAGUGGUUCUUAUAUGGUGAUGAAAAAGCCAAAAAAGAACAUCUAUACUCUCAAACAUCUAUGACACGCACGACUGGACAGUUAGUCAAACCACAGUGGGAUGAAAUGAAGACUUGGGAUCUGGGCAGUAAACAGCAUAACCACGAUCAGUCAUGUUCUCGUCUUUUGGAUGGCUUCUUAUCGUCAAGACAAGUCUUUGCUAAUCUGGACAACCAUGAGUGUGAGAAGAUCAAAAUGAUAUUGAACAAUUUGACCAAAACAAACUGUAAUGAGAUCGGCAAACGGUUACUUCCAGAGCCACCUCUUAGUUCGACAGCAGCUUCUUUGGGAUUGUCUCAAGGCCCUAAGAUGCGGAGCGCUUUGGAGUCCUUACAGUCACUCAUCAAAGCAACCAAGGAUACUCGAGAAAAAGGUAAUACAGCUGAGACAUCUCUGUCAUCCUACGAAAAGCACAAGCCAGGUGAUGAAAGUGAAAGGGACAAAGUCAAACGAACAAAAAUAACUCAAACUGAAAAUUUGAUGAAAGAAAUGGGCGAAAUGCUCAAAGAGGACGGAUUACAUUUUAUUAUGCCAGUGAUUGGAUUUUACUGCCAGAUAUGUGAGGAAUUCAUUGGAGAUUUAAGUAAAGUUGAAACCCAUGCAGCCGUCCACGCUCAUCGUAAGAUUGGCCGUAAAACACUUGUGAGUAAACAUACAGAAGAGACCAAAGGACACUCCAGCUGCAGCAGCACUAGCAGCACCAAACACCAUCCCACAUUGUCAGACCAGAGAAGCAGUUAUACAGAGAGAGGAGACAGCGGGAAACCGGGAAAUCAUUACGAUAGGAGCCACGAGAGGGAUCACACAAGCAAACAGGAGGAUGGUUGUCAUGGUAGUCACCAGCCCGGGCAGGAAAAUAAUUUGUUCAAGAAGAUGAGGGAGGAGAAGAUGCUCAUAACUGUUUGUGUUAAAUCACCAAAUGUUAAGGAGGGGCUGAAUAAGGAUCAGGACAUAAAAAUCCAUGCUCAAGUUAAGGAGUUAUCAGCAUCCAAUGGCAAGUCGAAUGACGUUUGCAAAAAAGACGCAAAGGAAGAAGACGAAAGCUGUGACAGCACCGAUGACCAAGAAAAGGAAUCAAAAGUAAAAUUAAACAAAAAGAAAAAGAAAAAGGAGAAGAAAAAGAAGAAGAACAAGAAGAAAAAGAAGCGUGACUUGUCUUAGCGAUACGCUGUGCUUGCUUGUUAAAAGUUCAAACCUCAACAAAAGUCACAUCACAACAUCUUUGCGAGACAAAGUUUUGAUUUGUCAUGUGUCAAAUAGAAGUCCAUUUUUUAUUUUAUGUGGCCUGUUAAAAUUGGGCUGUGGUUUAAAACCUGUACCGGAAUUGAAAAUUGUCACGUUUGAAGUUAUUGCAAGCAUUUUUUUUAUUCUUUUGGAAAUGCUGUUCAAUAAAAGAAGAAAAAAAUAAUUUUAUUGACUUCUGAUUUCAAAAGUAGUUAUCCAUCAAUUUGCUGCGUAUCUGUAAUAAUAAUGUGAGCCGAUUAUAUAUUUUUAUGCAGUGUCAUACCUGAACAAGUUCAAUGAUUGAAAGUUUAUGAAGUUGUUCACAUUUUUGUGCGAACAUGAGCUAUGCACACAACUUUCCAUAUUUAUCACAGGCGGGUCAUCCCUCACGUGUGUACAUCCCAACCACAAAUAGCCGAUGAAUAUUCAGUAUGAGGGCGGACCCGGACAAAUCGAUAAUUUAAUCGGUCAGAUAUGAUGAGACUAUGGGUAAGUCUGUUGACAGCCUGAAACUCGUCAGUAAAUAAUACGAAAUCAGCCGCAUCACAUUAUAAGGCAAAGCAUUGAAAUCGGGGAAAAGUAGUGGUGUAUAGUCUGGAAAAAUACGGUAACUAAAAACAGAAGACAAUGAUUUAGUAUUUCAUUAUUUUCAUCCUAUAUUCAAUUGAAUAGUGACAAGAUAUCAUUUUAGCUUAAGCCUAAUCUGACAAAUGGCAAUCACAGUACUGUAUUGGGAGGAAGGAGCAGGGGCAAUGGUGAAAUAAGAUGCCAUUUUGGGAACAUUGAUUUUGCAGAUAUUCAAUCAAAAUCAAAAUGCAGCCCUAUUGUGCAAACAAACAAAUUUAUUAAGUAUUAUAAAUAUUUAACAUUCUAUAUAUUAACAUCCUAUUAGUUUGAAUCUCUUGGAUAACACACAUCUAUUCAUUUUCAGUUUUUGGAAUGUAUUGUGUGAGGCUGUUUACCUGUAUUUCAAAUGUUUUUUAAUUUUAUUUUUUUUCUCAAGGCACUUUUUGAUUCGCUCUUCAUGGUUGGUUACUCUCUGCCUUAACAAACGUGGUUCCAGAGCGACUUGAGUGAAAAUUGUACUAAAACAAUCAUUUAUUCUGUUUUGUGACUACAUUUAAUAAUAGGUUAGAGCUGGUUUAGCAUUAGCAUGUCUUACCCUGUACAUUACUAUUCGUUGUCCUUCCAUGUUAAAGGACUUCUUUUUUCAUUUUCAUUUUUUUUCUUAACAAUCUUUGAUAUAUCACGUUUGGAAGAUAAUUUGGGUUGGAUAUGAGCAGGCCGGAUGCCCUUUUUCCAAGCAAUUUUUGUUUGUCUGAAAUAACUGCUAAUUUGAAUGGUCAAUUUUCUCAUUGGUCUUUAAAAAUGUUCAACAUGAAAAUAACCUUUACUCCAAUUUCAUUUCUGUUCUCAUUAAUUUGAUUUACAAAAGAUCUUUCCUCAGAUUGGCUAUGUCCUGACAUGGGCGGUUACUGGCCACAGUGUCUCCUGAUUGUGUUGGCUCCAUUGAAAUUUAGCAAGCUGGUUAAUUCAUUUGAUUUAACUUCAAGUCAAGUAUCAAGUACAGUGAAACUCCUCUACAACGAAAUCAUGUUUGCAGCAAGAAAAUUUUUCACAACAGCGUUUUUUUCACUGUGGCAAAUUUGAUUUCAGAUGUAAGCACACACACACAAACAAACGUAUGUGUACACACACACAAAUGUAUGUGUACUCUAUUUUGAUUCCAAUAGUGCAUAAGUACGAGCACACACUUAUUUGACACUUCAUAUUGUCAGGGUAGAAAGAAAAAAAGAGAAUGAAAUUGCGAAAUUUACGGUCAGCAUUCACUUUCACUUACAUCAAUUUCUUGGAUAAUGUCUUUUAUUUUGCUUGCUCCGUUUUUCAUUUUGAUCACUUUUACCCUCUCUUCCAGCAUCAGAGCUCUUCUUGUCUUAGCUGACAUCGAAAGGUCCGUUUUGUAGCCAUUUUAGCAAUGCAACACUGUGACAAUGAAGCACUUGAGGUAUUGAUUACAUGUAAAUACAACUAGGCUCCUCAAAUAUACAUCACAAUAAAUAGACAUGAUCUUCCACACCUGAUGGGUAUUUUCUGGAACUAGACCAUUUUGAAUUUUAGGUGAAUCAGUACGAAUGCUAUGUUGUUCCUCAGCAUUUCCCCCAUACUGCCACAGGGGGAGCCAAAGGAUCACUCCGAAUUCACUCAAAUGUUCGUUUCCACUAAAAGAUUGUUUUGUUUUGUUUCGUUUUUGUGAGACGCUGUCAACACGAUUGGUUAGCAACAAACAGAAGGUUGCAUGCAAUUUAUAUAAAUGUCCUUGUCCUAACAAAGCUGGCAAAAUUGUUGGCCUAUAUCAGCUUACCGUAUCUGAAUUUGAGUCAUAUUGGGGUAUGUUAGUGUCAACAGCUGCUGAUUUCUCACCACAGACAAAAUAGAUGCCGUUUACACUCAUGGGUCAAAUGUGACUAUAAUUAAUUUGAAUAAUUGUUUUUAAAGCAUAUAUUCCUAUCAUGACAUAAACACUCACUAUUUAUCUGGGCAUGAGGCAAGCAGGGAGUCUCAUCAUUUUGUCAGCAGCUGCCCAAGGUAAGCAAAUGUUUUUU
Messenger RNA from Hippocampus zosterae (dwarf seahorse), 5159 nucleotides. RefSeq lists its product as uncharacterized. Lineage: Eukaryota; Metazoa; Chordata; Actinopteri; Syngnathiformes; Syngnathidae. The coding region runs from base 169 to 2493 and encodes 774 amino acids. The record is from RefSeq and is a predicted model, not a curated record. The transcript has 8 exons.